Messenger RNA from Mesocestoides corti, 1047 nucleotides. Lineage: Eukaryota; Metazoa; Platyhelminthes; Cestoda; Cyclophyllidea; Mesocestoididae. The record is from the annotation of a GenBank genome assembly.
AUGAGUGCCGCGCAACGAAUGCGAGAAAUUAAUAGCCGGGUAGUCGUUGACUACUCGGCUACCGUUGAUUUGACGUCGUAUUUUCGAAUGUGCCGUUCCAUGCUCGUCAUGGCAAAGCAGUACGAAACAGAAGGUUUCCCGUUGCGUGCGUACGUUCUCCAGAAGCGUUUUCUCCUGCUAUUUAUCGAUCACUUAAGCAAGCGUGAGGACUAUAAAGGCUGUGACGCCGACGUGCGCAGGUUGUGGUCGCGCGAGUGCAAGCGGGUGCUGGACACCACCGAGAAGCUGCAUCAAACCAUCCUUGCCGGAUUUCAGGCUCAAGAACUGGCGGAGAAGAAGGCCGCGGAGGAGAAAGAGAAGGAGCUCCUUCGAAAAGCCGAAGAGGACAAGAAACGCCAGUCAACCGCCCUCCCCACCACCACCACCACCACUAAUCCGUCGCCGUCAAAUGGUGCCGUUCCGCCGACCUUCGACCGUCUCCUCAAGCCUUCAACAGAAAAGCCCUCAACAGGAUCCGAAUUCAACCCUAUCCACGUGCCGCGAUCGCUGGCGGCCACCUUCAUGAAGAUAGCCGAGAAAAACACUAAGUUGAACGUCGAGACAUGCGCGACCCUCUGCGGUCGACUGGGCGCUGCCGGCGGCUCGGGUCUCAUCGUUUCUCACAUCAUCCUCUGCAAGCAAGUCGGCACCGCCGAUUGCUGCACCACUGCCCACGAGGAGGAGUUGCUGGAGUGCAUGGACGCCAACUGUCUGAUCGCCCUCGGCUGGAUUCACACCCAUCCCACCCAGGAGGCCUUCAUGUCCUCGGUUGACCUCCACUGCCAACUCUCCUACCAGCUGAUGCUACCCGAGGCGAUCGCAAUAGUGUGCUCGGCCAAGUACAACGACGUGCAGUACUUCUCGCUGACCCCGGACUAUGGCAUCAAGUUUUUGCGUGAAUGUCAACAAACCGGUUUCCACAAGCACGCCUCCACAAGGGACCUCUACAUGAAGUCGCCGCAUGUUGUGUUCACAGACGACCCGGUUGCUGUAUUCGAUCUCCGGUAA